CCCGAGCGCCGCCGACCGCGGGGGGCCAGGGCGAGAGGGAGGGCGGCGGCGGCGGCGGAGGGGCCGCCGGGGCGAUGCCGCACUUCACGGUGGUGCCGGUGGAGGACAAGCACCGGACGGACUACGACAACUUGGAAGGGCUCAGCUGGGUGGACUACAGCGAGCCCGGCGGCGCGGCGCAGCUGCACCCGCGCGAUGCCUACGACACGGUCAGCUCCGACGGUCAUGGUAACCAUAAAGAAAGCAGCCCUUUCCUCAACAAUUCUGAGGCUGGCAAAGGAGGAGACUAUUAUGACAGAAACUUGGCCUUGUUUGAGGAGGAGCUGGAUAUUCGCCCGAAGGUCUCUUCCUUGCUUGGCAAACUGGUCAGCUACACAAAUCUCACUCAAGGAGCCAAAGAGCAUGAAGAGGCAGAAAGCGCCGAAGGCUCGAGGAGGAAAGUAUCAAAAUCACCCAGCAUGGGCACCCUGAUGGGAGUCUACCUGCCAUGUAUGCAGAAUAUCUUUGGGGUCAUUCUCUUCCUUCGGUUGACAUGGAUGGUGGGAACCGCUGGUGUUUUGCAGUCCUUCCUUAUCGUCUUAAUCUGCUGCUGUUGUACCAUGCUGACAGCCAUAUCAAUGAGCGCUAUUGCUACAAACGGGGUUGUGCCAGCUGGCGGCUCUUACUUCAUGAUCUCAAGAUCGUUGGGUCCGGAGUUUGGUGGCGCAGUGGGCUUGUGUUUUUACCUGGGGACAACAUUCGCAGGUGCUAUGUACAUCCUUGGUGCCAUUGAAAUCCUGCUCACCUACAUCGCUCCCCAGGCAGCCAUUUUUCACCCCACUGGAGCCCACGACACAUCCAACGCCAACCUCAACAACAUGCGAGUCUAUGGGACUUUGUUCCUCACAUUCAUGGCUGUGGUGGUUUUCGUAGGCGUGAAAUACGUCAACAAAUUUGCUUCUCUCUUCCUGGCGUGUGUCAUAAUAUCUAUCUUGUCCAUCUAUGCUGGGGCCAUCAAAUCCAUCUUUGAUCCGCCUGCUUUUCCUGUCUGCAUGCUGGGCAACAGAACUCUUUCGAGGGACCAGUUUGACAUCUGUGCCAAAACAACAGUGGUUGAUAAUGUCACCGUGGCCACCAAGUUGACGGAGCUUUUCUGCCCACAUUACAAUGUCACCUCCGCGCAAUGUGAUGAGUACUUCCGCUUCAACAAUGUUACAGAGAUUGCAGGGAUUCCUGGUGCCGCCAGCGGCAUUUUGAAAGAUAACAUCUGGAGUAAUUACUUGGAGAAAGGAGAGAUCCUGGAGAAAGCCGACCGCCUGUCUGUGGAUGUUUCUGGCCACAAGAGCAACCUCCACUUGUACGUUUAUGCAGACAUCGCAACAUCCUUCACGGUGCUUGUGGGCAUCUUCUUCCCUUCUGUGACAGGGAUCAUGGCUGGUUCAAACCGAUCCGGAGACCUCAAGGAUGCCCAGAAAUCUAUUCCUAUUGGAACGAUCCUGGCCAUUGUCACCACGUCUCUAGUCUAUUUCAGCUGUGUAGUGCUGUUUGGAGCUUGUAUCGAAGGUGUUGUUCUUAGAGACAAAUAUGGUGAUGCUGUGAACAAGAAUUUGGUGGUGGGCACGCUUUCGUGGCCCUCGCCGUGGGUCAUUGUGAUCGGCUCGUUUUUCUCCACUUGUGGGGCUGGCUUGCAGAGCCUCACCGGAGCCCCCCGGCUACUUCAAGCAAUCGCCAAGGACAACAUAAUUCCUUUCUUGUGGGUCUUUGGCCACGGAAAGGCGAAUGGGGAGCCAACCUGGGCCCUUCUGCUGACAGCGGUGAUUGCAGAACUUGGGAUUCUUAUUGCAUCCCUGGACAUGGUAGCCCCCAUUCUUUCUAUGUUUUUCUUGAUGUGUUACUUGUUCGUCAACUUGGCUUGUGCAGUGCAAACACUUUUAAGGACACCAAACUGGCGGCCCAGAUUUAAGUACUAUCACUGGGCAUUGUCCUUUUUAGGCAUGAGCAUCUGCCUUGCACUGAUGUUCAUUUCAUCCUGGUAUUAUGCUUUAGUGGCUAUGCUCAUCGCCGGCAUGAUUUACAAGUACAUUGAAUAUCAGGGGGCUGAGAAGGAAUGGGGCGACGGGAUUCGGGGUCUAUCACUCAGCGCCGCCAGGUACGCCUUGCUGAGACUGGAGGAAGGGCCCCCUCACACCAAGAACUGGAGGCCGCAGCUGCUGGUGCUUCUGAAGCUGGACGAGGAUUUGCAUGUGAAAUACCCCAGGCUGUUGACGUUUGCUUCUCAGCUGAAAGCCGGCAAGGGGCUGACCAUUGUCGGUACGGUGAUCCAGGGCAACUUCCUGGAGAGUUAUGGAGAGGCCCAAGCUGCUGAACAGGCUAUCAAGAACAUGAUAGAGAUAGAGAAGGUGAAAGGCUUUUGUCAAGUCGUCGUGGCUAAUAAACUCCGAGACGGCAUUUCCCACUUGAUACAGUCGUGCGGGCUGGGUGGCAUGAAGCACAACACGGUGGUGCUGGGCUGGCCCUACGGCUGGAGGCAAAGCGAAGAUCCAAGAGCCUGGAAAACAUUUAUAGACACGGUGCGUUGCACGACCGCGGCCCACCUUGCCUUGCUGGUGCCCAAAAAUGUGUCCUUCUACCCUGGCAACCACGAGCGUUACCUGGAAGGGAACAUCGAUGUCUGGUGGAUCGUGCACGACGGAGGCAUGUUGAUGCUGCUUCCUUUCCUACUCAAACAACAUAAAGUUUGGCGGAAGUGCAAAAUGCGGAUAUUCACAGUCGCUCAAAUGGAUGACAACAGCAUCCAGAUGAAGAAAGAUUUGGCGACUUUCCUUUAUCACCUCCGAAUCGAGGCUGAAGUGGAAGUGGUCGAAAUGCAAAACAGCGACAUCUCAGCCUACACUUACGAAAGGACUUUGAUGAUGGAGCAGAGAUCUCAGAUGCUGAGGCAGAUGAGGCUGACCAAAACAGAAAGAGAAAGGGAGGCUCAGCUCAUAAAGGACAGGCACUCGAUCAUAAGGUUGGAGAGCCUCUACUCAGAUGAGGAAGAUGAGGGGGAAGCGGUGCCCGAAAAGAUCCAGAUGACAUGGACAAAGGACAAGUACGACAAUGAUAAACGGAGCCGGAACAGUGCAGUGGAGAACUUCCGGGAGCUCAUCAGUAUUAAACCCAACCAGUCAAAUGUUCGGAGAAUGCACACCGCUGUGAAGCUGAAUGAAGUCAUUGUUAACCGGUCCCACGAAGCACGACUCGUUCUUCUCAACAUGCCUGGCCCUCCGAAAAACAUCGAUGGGGAUGAGAACUACAUGGAAUUUCUUGAAGUCCUGACCGAAGGCCUGGAGCGGGUGUUAUUGGUCCGAGGCGGUGGCCGAGAAGUCAUUACCAUCUACUCUUGAUGCAGCAGAACGGCGGCUGUCCUGCUUACCAUUUUUCUGGCAAAGGACAUUCCAUUUCCGAAAGGAGAAGAAGAUUGUUCUUCUCUUUCUCUGCCUCCACUUCUACAUUAUCUCUUCCUUUUCCCAUAGUUGGGUUUUUUCUUCUUCUUCCCACAGUUGUGCACUUGUAGACACAAAAUGCAGGUCUCACUGAAUUUGUCUUCCAGUUGUAACAUACAUAUCUCUCUUGGGAGUGUGAUGGCUUUGUAUCACUCAGCUAGAGACACGAGAUUAAUCAUAAAUCUCAUGUAGCUCUGCUCCCGUGUUCAUCCUCCAGCAUAUACACAUGUACAGUUCUAAUACUAAACUCUUUUUUUUAGAAAGCAAAGUGCAGUAUUUUUAGUUACUGACGUCAGUUAUCCGUUAACAAGAAUUUAAAUAAGAACCUUUUAUAUUAAAGGGGUUGGGGUGGGAAGUACUUUAUAGAGGAGGUAGUUUUCUGCUGAUGUUUUCUGUAUUUUCUAAAUGAGAAGAGAAAAUACAACCAGUACUUUUUUUAAAGUGACACCUAGUUUUUGUAGGAUUAUCUCAAGAACUAAAAGUUUCAGUCAGUAUUCAGACAGAAUUUACACUUUUGAGAAGCAGGUUUAAAUUAUGUUAAUUUUUAUUCGCAGACUGCUACAAUGAUGUGCAAGAGACUUACAGGUCUUUCUGAUUAAAAAUAGACUUUCUCCCCCCCCCCUUUUUUGCCCCUUAUUUAUUUUUUCUAUUUAUUUACUAGAAGCAGUGCAAACACACAUGGUCUUAACGACUGCAGUCGGCUGGUCGCAGGUCCUUUUUGCACGGCACCAGAGACUUUGCAAGGAGCAUGGCUGAUGGACUGGAUGUUUCCCGAGAGGCACGUUCAACUAAAUUUCAAACCAGUUGAAGAGCAAGGAUUUGAUCAGCAUAGCUCUGCCCUGUUUCAGUAUGCUCUGCAGGCUGUCACGGUGUAACAGGUAUAGCACACAAAGGCCAUUAACCAUUGUCAGGAGCCAUGUUGAUUGCUGUUGGAGGUAUAUAGACUUUAGCAAAAAGAAAUGGCUUUUUAAAAUAACCACAAAGUCUUGGUGUUU
Messenger RNA from Gekko japonicus, 4459 nucleotides. RefSeq names its product solute carrier family 12 (potassium/chloride transporter), member 4 (gene SLC12A4). Lineage: Eukaryota; Metazoa; Chordata; Lepidosauria; Squamata; Gekkonidae. Gene Ontology annotation, molecular function: potassium:chloride symporter activity. The transcript is spliced from 24 exons. Gene Ontology annotation, cellular component: membrane. Gene Ontology annotation, biological process: cell volume homeostasis; potassium ion import across plasma membrane; potassium ion homeostasis. Bases 75 to 3365 code for a protein of 1096 amino acids. The record is from RefSeq and is a predicted model, not a curated record.